AUGACAAGCAACGCUGCCGAAAGCUUCAACAAGGUGACAGAAGAAUUCAGAAAAUAUCCAGUAACUAUUUUGGUUGACUUCAUCAGGUUCACAAUUCAAAAUUGGUUUGCUUCUCGUCUCGAAAAGGCUAGUAAGUGCGCUACUCCUUUGGCUACUACUUUUGAAAAUGAUUUAAAGGAUCAACACAAAGAUGGUAUGUUCAGGAGUGUCCUUCGUAAUGGUGCCCAAUUGUUCAACGUUGGUACGAGUCCUCAAGGUGAGAGAGGUGGUGAUGUGAACUUAGUGGAGAGAACAUGCACUUGCGGACUUUUCCAAACGCUCAAAAACCCUUGUCCCCAUGCAUGUGCCGCAGCAGUUAGUCAGAAUGUGAGCGUGUACACACUUUGCUCUCCAUAUUACACUAAAGAAACGUGGAAGAAAACCUACGAUGCCACAAUUAAUAUUGUUGGCGAGGAGGAUGAGUGGGUACUACCGGAACAUAUCAAGAACAUAAGAAUCGGGGUACCAGUGGAGAAAAAACCAGUAGGUCGGCCUAGGAAGAGCAAUGCAGGUAGAAGACCGACGAAGCGUCGACCGUCUAGUGGUCAGGCGACAUUAUGCGAUUACUGUGGGAUUUGUAACUGA
This is a messenger RNA of Cannabis sativa, 624 nucleotides long. RefSeq lists its product as uncharacterized. The transcript has 2 exons. The record is from RefSeq and is a predicted model, not a curated record. Gene Ontology annotation, molecular function: zinc ion binding. Lineage: Eukaryota; Viridiplantae; Streptophyta; Magnoliopsida; Rosales; Cannabaceae. The coding region runs from base 1 to 624 and encodes 207 amino acids.